Molecule: messenger RNA, 474 nt
Organism: Saprolegnia diclina VS20
Lineage: Eukaryota; Oomycota; Saprolegniomycetes; Saprolegniales; Saprolegniaceae
Exons: 1
Coding region: 1-474 (157 amino acids)
Molecular function (GO): RNA-DNA hybrid ribonuclease activity; nucleic acid binding
Source: RefSeq, a predicted model, not a curated record
AUGCGGCGGCAUGUACUGCGUCAACUGCUGAAAAGGCUACUUGAUGAGCCGCCCCAGAGCGUGGUGUACCAAGCCAACUACCUUGAUACCGCGACAACGAACAACGAGGUCGAGUACGACAGUCUGGUCACGGCGCUCCAGUUAGCUCAGCGACUGGCAGUGACGCAUCUCACAGUGCGCGGCGACAGCAUGCUGCUGAUGCAGCAGAUGAAGGGCAUCUAUCGAGUCCAAGAGGCUCGCUUGCAGAAGUUGCAUGUCCAGGCGCGGGAGCUCGCAACAUGUUUUACGUGCACAUGGGAACACCACCCUCGCGAGUUCAACCGAGCCACGGAUCAUUUGUCCAAGCUCGCACCCGACGACUGCACCUCGUACGCGCAUCCCGACGACGGACGGCACGAUGUAUUGCCGGCCGAAGAACUCCUGCACGUUGAAGAGCUUUUGGCGGCCGACGGUCAACACACAGCUAGUACGUAA